Molecule: messenger RNA, 501 nt
Organism: Ostertagia ostertagi
Lineage: Eukaryota; Metazoa; Nematoda; Chromadorea; Rhabditida; Trichostrongylidae
Source: the annotation of a GenBank genome assembly
AUGUUGGAAAAGCUCUAUAGUACUUGUUACACCAUUACAGGAGCGCCUGGUGUCGGAGGCAAGCCUGGACCUCCGGGAAUGCGCGGGAUGCGUGGUGCUAAAGGAAUACCAGGACAACCCGGUCGAGAUGGCGCUCCAGGAAUGCCUGGGCCACAAGGCCCACCGGGGCCACCAGGAGCAGACGGGAAAACUGGAUCGCCUGGAACAAAAGGAGAAGACGCAGAGCAGCCCAUGAGCAGAAAGGGACCACGAGGCCCACCAGGUGAGCCAGGCGAGCAAGGACCUCGGGGAUAUCCCGGUCGAAAUGUGCACAUCGGCCCAAUGGGUGCACCAGGGAUGAACGGCGUCCAAGGAUUUCAGGGAGCUGCAGGCCCAGAUGGCGAACCAGGCCCCAUGGGUCCUCCUGGAGCUCCAGGGAAGGAUGCUACGUAUUGCAAGUGCCCGAGAAGAGGUGAUCCCGAUGGUCCGCCACGUAACUGGAAACGUCUCCGCUUCAUAUAG